Messenger RNA from Staurois parvus, 296 nucleotides. Lineage: Eukaryota; Metazoa; Chordata; Amphibia; Anura; Ranidae. The record is from the annotation of a GenBank genome assembly.
UCCAUCCAGUUCAACCUUUAAUCACUUCUCGUCUGGCCCCUGUAUACAAAUGGCUGGAAGGGAGCAGUGCAGGGGCGGGUGGCCGUUUAUAAAUGUCCUCCCCGCUCCCCGUCUGUGCGCACUCCCUGGGAACACCGAUUGCUGUACGGGACCUCUGUGUGAGGUCCCGAUCAUGUGAUCACUGAUUGGCCAAUCAGUGAUCACAUGCAGAGUAGUAAGCGAGAUGUCACUUCUGACAUCAUUGCUUACUACGUGUGAAAUCUGUGAAUGACCACAGAGGUCACAUGGUACAGGGC